AGGCAUUAGCUUAAAGCACUUUGUAGAAAAGCACUUUAUGAAGUUUACGGGGCUGCCACAUCCAAUAUGGCGGACGCGCCCACGCCCCCUCUGCUACGUUCGUUGAGGGAAAAACAAAAAAAAAAAACAAACAUUUGGAUGAGCUUUUUAAUUUCUUACGUUCGACAAAGCUGUUACGUGAUUGGCUGGGGUAACUUUUACAAUUAUCUGGACACAAAGCAGUCCACUUAGUUUUUUAUUUAUAUAAGUUUAAAAGGCAGCUAAUUCUAAAAUGACGAGAAAGGAAAUUUUGGGUUUUAUCGGUGAGAUUACAGAUGAUAUGAAAAGAUGAAUUUGCUCCAGGAGGUGGCGGUAAUGAGUCCGGCAGCUGUCUUAAACCCACAAAGAAGAGCUUCACCACGGAAGCUUGCAUGCGCCAAUGGACGCUAGUCGAGCUAUGACUACAUAGCGCAGUUCAUGCCGUUAAUUCACAGCAUGGCUCUAGUUCCGUAUGUAGAAAAUCCGCUACCGGCGCUUUCGAAAUUGCACAAUUCGUCGGCGCAGUUUCGUUUCGCCAACCGCGACAUCCGUCUUGCUCAGGACUGGAAAAAGCUCGGGGUGGCGGCAGUUGUGUGGGAUGCGGCCGUCGUCACGUGCAUGUACCUGGAGCUCGGGGGAGUGGAGCUCAAGGGGAGGCGGGUGAUUGAACUGGGAGCUGGCACUGGACUCGUGGGCAUUGUUGCAGCUCUGAUGGGUGCACAUGUAAUAAUCACAGACAGAGAACCUGCUUUAGACUUCCUCUCCGCCAACGUGAAGACCAACCUACCUGCAGACUGCCGGGGAUCGGCGGUCGUGUCCGAGCUGUCCUGGGGGGAGGGUCUCGAGCGCUUCCCGCCCGGGGGGUUCGAUCUGGUGCUGGGAGCCGACAUCGUUUACCUGGAGGACACGUUCGCGCCCCUGCUGCGGACUCUGGAGCACUUGUGCUCGGACACCACGGCGGUGUUGCUCGCCUGCAAGAUCCGCUACGAGCGAGACACCGCCUUUCUGGGCAUGCUCCGGCAGCGUUUCAGAGUGGAAGAGGUCCACUACGACAAACAAAGAGACAUCCACGUGUAUAAAGCGCAAAAGCUGCCACCAAGGGAGGACUUGUGACAUGAAAACCCCCUCAUUCAGACUCAAAAUUACCAGAAACACAUUUAUUAUUAACAGCUGCCAAAAGUGUAAUAUCUGAAUAGCUCUAACAUAAUGCACUGUUUUAUACAAGUUGGUGCGGACAAUUAGAAAUUGUGAAUAAAAAAAAAAAAUACUGAGAAGCAACAUAAAAAAAAGCAUACUAUUUCAUGACUAUACAUAAUACCUAAAGAAUACAAUAUGGCAUUCCAUUACCAUGAAAAUAUCCAUUUUGUUGACGGGAAUUUUUUUUGUUUGUUUUGGUUGCACUUUACAAUCCUUUUGUGGGGUGUUUGUACUAUUCGACGCUGCACAAAAUGAACAGCGCCCGAUUAAAUGCAUGAUUAGCAACGAGACGGGCAACAUUUUCCUGAUAACUCGGGCGAAAUGUCGUCGGAUUGUAGAUUGCAACAAAAGUGCGCAUGCCGCUUCCCGCGAAGAGAUGACGCCGCCGCCACGCAGACAAAGUCCUGGAUUCGUAAUAGAAACCUACAAACCUCCGACUGUGCAGCGAUUUUGUUACCCUCAAAUUAGACAGAAUAAACUCAAAUUGAAUAAGACAGUAUCAUCUGCAAACAAACCAGGCAGCCAAUGAUUCCAGUGACGUGUAACCACAUUAACAAAGUCGUUGCAUAACAAGUAAGGCUCUUAUUUGUUUGGGUUUUUGUUUCCAAAGUAGUUCGUUCUUUAAAAACAAAAGAAUGGAUUGCAAAAUCCAUAAUCCAAACAAAUGAAAAAUUUAACCAUUUAUUUACUGCUCAUUAUGAGGAACAGUAUUGUCGCAGGAACGUCCACUUGAAAGAUUCGCUGCCGUUCAGUCUCUUUAUAUUUGUUACGCUGCAGUUAACAUGAAAUUCCUUUUACAACUAGCUUUUUGUACAUGUCAGAUGAAGGCAAAGUAAUUUUUUUUUUUUUAAAGUAAAAAUAAAACAAAAAUAAAUGGCAUUUACGGAAGCAUAUAAACUAAUAAACCCAAAAACACAGCUCAAAGAUAAAAAAAAUCCCAUCUACAGU
Molecule: messenger RNA, 2163 nt
Organism: Mugil cephalus (flathead mullet)
Lineage: Eukaryota; Metazoa; Chordata; Actinopteri; Mugiliformes; Mugilidae
Gene: mettl21a
Product: methyltransferase 21A, HSPA lysine
Exons: 3
Coding region: 457-1131 (224 amino acids)
Biological process (GO): peptidyl-lysine methylation
Cellular component (GO): cytoplasm; cytosol
Molecular function (GO): protein-lysine N-methyltransferase activity
Source: RefSeq, a predicted model, not a curated record